Molecule: messenger RNA, 590 nt
Organism: Zophobas morio
Lineage: Eukaryota; Metazoa; Arthropoda; Insecta; Coleoptera; Tenebrionidae
Product: lysozyme-like
Exons: 3
Coding region: 44-529 (161 amino acids)
Molecular function (GO): lysozyme activity
Source: RefSeq, a predicted model, not a curated record
GCCAAAAUCGACUACCAACCACCAUAGACUACCACUUCGUGUCAUGGCAACUAUAAACAGCAUUUGUUUGAUUUUACUGAUUACAGGUUUUGGAUUUAUAAAAUGUCAAAAUAUUGUAACGUCCGAAUGUUUGGUUUGCAUUUGUGAAGCUACAACUGGUUGCAAUUUCAAUUAUAAUUGUUCCUCCAACGCUGCAAUAUGUGGUCCGUUUAGAAUUACCAGACCCUACUGGAAAGGUGCUGGAAGUCCCACGAUUAAGGAUGAAUCCCCCAACUCGGUUUCGGCUUUCUCGCACUGUACGAGUGAUCUUUACUGUUCCAUCAAAACUGUCCAAAUGUUCAUGAAAAUAAACGAACGGGAUUGUAAUGGCGAUGGUAUCAUUGACUGCGAUGAUUUUGCCGCAAUUCAUCAACUGGGAAAAUACGACUGCACAAGGACGCUUCCAUAUUACUAUACAACAUCUUAUUCGCAGUGCAGAAAGAUGUUACUUAAGUAUGAAAGAGUUGAUCAAAGUAAUAAUUAUAGAUAAUUUUUCUUUGUUAAUAUAUGCAUUUCGUUAUGCGUAGGUACUUUACUAGCAAUAUGUUUAU